AGUGGUAAGAAAUUCGUCAAAGAUGCUCCGAAACGUUUCGAGUUGCUGGUUCGCUGCGUGAAAAAGGGUCUCGAGUGCAAAGGGUUAAUUAAAUAAAUCAUCUCUGAAUAACAACUGUUCGUCGUGCGUCCCAUCGUAUCUCUCUUCCACUACAGAAUGUUCAAACUUCUUUUUUUUUUUUUUGAUAAAAAGAAAUUAAUUUUCUCCACCAGAUUGCAACCGAGAUCGCAUCGCUCUUAUCGCCGCAGAAAGGUGACUAUCGAUCUGCAGCGGGGCAACGACAAGUCCUCUACGAUCCAGAGAAGCCCAAAGAAAUUGAUCUGCCCGAAUUCUUCGUGGAUGACGAGUUCGACGUGUUUCGUUCCUUUCGUCGACAAUCGGCUCUACUUCGAUCCGAGCUCUUUGCUCUGUGUCGCAUCGCCAACCGUGGAUCCGCUAGGCUUCGAUCACGUAUCAUCCUCUAGACAGAUGCGUCAUCACCAUCAUCAUCAUCAUCAUCGACAUCAUCAUCAUCAUCAUCACCACAGAAAGCACCGACGCGUGGUCAGCGAUCCUGGCACGAGAAAUUGGAACGUCGGCAAUCAGGAUGCGAAACGACAUCGCAGAAUGUUCAGCUAUGACACGGGCAUUACUGGGCUUAGGUUAAUGGACGAAGGCGAGAUGGCCGAGAGGCAAGUUUCAUCCUCGAACGACGGGACGAAAACGUCGACUUUCAGGAAAGUGCCAUGGCAUCCGAACUUGCACAUGCUCAAAAUCAGAAGAACC
Molecule: messenger RNA, 765 nt
Organism: Heterotrigona itama
Lineage: Eukaryota; Metazoa; Arthropoda; Insecta; Hymenoptera; Apidae
Source: the annotation of a GenBank genome assembly